Triticum turgidum subsp. durum (durum wheat) is the source of this 2373-nucleotide messenger RNA. The record is from the annotation of a GenBank genome assembly. Lineage: Eukaryota; Viridiplantae; Streptophyta; Magnoliopsida; Poales; Poaceae.
AUGGCUGACCAGCCAAAGAAGAGAGCUAUCGUGGACAGCGGCGAUGGAGGCCUCGGCAUGGGCCUUGCCGCGUUCAUUGCAAACGGCGAGGAUCUGGGCCCCAUGAUCCGGCACGGGUUUGAUUCCGGCAAGCCAGAAGCCCUCACGCAUAGCCUCAGGAGCAUCGUGAAGAAGAAAGAGGUUGAGAUCGAAGAGCUAUGCAGGCUUCACUAUGAGGAUUUCAUCCUCGCCGUCGACGAGUUGCGCGGUGUGAUGGUCGACGCCGAGGAGCUCAAGAGCAUGUUAUCCGGUGAGAACUCGCACCUGCAGGAGGCGUCGAGUGCCCUGCUGCUGAAGCUUGACAAACUUCUUGAGUUGUAUUCAGUCAAGAAAAACGUGGGAGAGGCCAUGACGAUAUUGAAGAUCUGCGUCAAAGUCAUUACCCUGUGCAUGGCGUGCAACAAUUACAUUGCCGAAGCUAAGUUCCAUCCUGCGCUCAAGACUCUGGAUUUGAUUGAGCAUGGAUACCUGCAAAACAUUCCUGUGAAGAUCAUUAAAAAGGUGGUUGGGAGACAGAUACCGUUGAUAAAGCUGCACAUCGAGAAGAAAGCCUGUGGCGAGUUCAAUGAUUGGCUUGUUCAUAUCAGAAGGAUGUCCAAGCAGAUCGGGCAGGUGUCGAUAAGUCACGCCUCUUUGGCUCGCCAAAAAGAGGAGGAAAUGCGUGCGCGGCAGAGAGAGGCUGAAGAGCAUGGCCAUGCUGGACCAGAUCAGCACAUGUAUACCUUGGAUGCAGAGAAUACAGAUGAGGAAACAGCACUAGAUUUUGAUCUCACACCUGUUUAUCGAACGCAUCACAUCCAUGUGCGCCUCGGUAUUGGAGAGAAGUUCAGAGAUUAUUACUACAAGAACAGGCAAAUGCAACUCAGCCUGGAUAUGCAAAUUUCCACUUCGCAACCGUUCCUCGAGUCCCAUCAGCCCUUCCUUGCACAGGUAGCUGGGUUUUUUAUUGUUGAACAACGCGUCCUUCGAACUGCAGAGAGAUUGCUGACCGAGAGCCAAGUCGAAGCAACAUGGGAAACAGCCGUUGCCAAGAUGACAUCUCUACUGGAGAGCCAGUUUUCUCGCAUCGGCACGGCCAGCCACCUCCUCCUCAUAAAAGAUUAUAUCACUCUUAUGGCUGCAGUUCUAAGGAAGUAUGGUUACCAAACCACACCAUUGAUCAAUAUUCUUUCGAGAAGCCGGGACAAGUACCACCAACUGCUUCUUUCCGAGUGCCGGAGGCAGGUAGAUGAUAUCCUUGCUAAUGACUCGUACGAGCAGAUGGUUAUAAAGAAGGAAUACGAGUACAACAUGAAUGUCACAGCAUUUCAUCUGGAGCCAAGUGAGGUGAUCCCGGAGUUUCCAUAUGUGGCGCCAUUCUCCUCUUCUGUUCCAGAAGUUUGUCGCGUUGUCCGGUCCUUCGUUGAGGAUUCUGUGAGCUAUUUGUCUUAUGGUGGUGACAUGAACCUGUAUGAAGUGGUGAAAGCUUACCUAGACAGGCUAUUGAUUGAGGUAUUGAACGACUGCCUUCUCAACAGGAUGUAUGCUCGCUCAUUGGCCAUGUCACAGAUGAUGCAACUAGCAGGAAAUAUCUCUGUUCUGGAGCAUGCUUGUGAUCUGUACCUCUUGCACUGUGCCCAGCAGUGCGGCAUCCCCAAGCGCGUCGCGCAGAGGUCUCGCGCUACUUUGACUGCUCGAGCCGUGCUAAAAGCCUCGCAGAACGCAGCAUAUAAUGCCUUAAUAAACAUGGCCAAUUCCAAGAUCGAUGAUUUUAUGGUGCUCUUGGACGACGUCAACUGGAUAGUGGAAGAAACACCGGACAAUGCCAAUGACUACAUGAACGAGGUUCUUAUUUAUCUUGAAACACUAGUAUCAACGGCUUCGGAGAUUUUACCACUUGAAGCUCUGUACAAGGUUGUCUCUGGUGCAGUGGGCCACAUCUCGGACUCGAUAAUGACAACGCUUCUGAGCGACGGCGUGAAAAGGUUAACGAUGAGUGCCGUUUUAGGCCUCGACAUGGACCUGAAGAUGCUGGAGGCAUUUGCUGAUGAGAAAUUCCACAUCACCGGGCUGGCAGAUAUGGGGAAGGAAACGACGUUCAGGGAUUGCUUGGUUGAGAUAAGGCAGCUCGUCAACCUUCUGUCGAGCAGCCAGCCUGAGAACUUCAUGAAUCCGGUGAUACGGGGGAAGAACUACGGAUCGCUGGACUACAAGAAGGUUUCCAUCAUUGUCGACAAGUUCAAGGACUCGGCAGACGGGCUGUUUGGAAGCCUUUCCAACCGCAACACGAAGCAGAAUGCUCGCACGAGGUCCUUGGAUGUUUUGAAGAGGAGGCUCAAGGAUUUUGGCCAUUGA